Molecule: messenger RNA, 2459 nt
Organism: Nerophis lumbriciformis (worm pipefish)
Lineage: Eukaryota; Metazoa; Chordata; Actinopteri; Syngnathiformes; Syngnathidae
Product: nucleolar protein 9
Biological process (GO): endonucleolytic cleavage to generate mature 5'-end of SSU-rRNA from (SSU-rRNA, 5.8S rRNA, LSU-rRNA); ribosomal small subunit export from nucleus; endonucleolytic cleavage in ITS1 to separate SSU-rRNA from 5.8S rRNA and LSU-rRNA from tricistronic rRNA transcript (SSU-rRNA, 5.8S rRNA, LSU-rRNA)
Cellular component (GO): 90S preribosome; nucleolus; preribosome, small subunit precursor
Molecular function (GO): RNA binding
Source: RefSeq, a predicted model, not a curated record
GACCAUGUGGUGGCGGUAGCUUGCGUUUCGCCGAUAUCCGCAGAAGAAGAAAAGGUUUCCGCCUUUUACCGGAAGUACAGUCGCUCAACUUUGCCGGAGUAAAGUCGCUAACACGAUGCUGGAAAAGUCAGACAUGAAGAAGACCCAGAAAAGAGGUGACAAGAAAAGGCCCGACCAUGCAGAUGCCGGCCAUGGAGGAGAGAAGAGGCGGAAAACGGCGGAAGACGGGUGGAAGGCUCCAGGCGAUCGUGGGAAAAAGCGUCUGGACGCGGAGAGCGUCGGCUACUUUCGUCGAAUUGGGGAGAGACUGAAGGAAGACUUUGAAGAUGCUGAGGCGAGAGCGAUGUUUGUGGAGAACAUCCUGCGCGAAGUCCAAGGCAAAGCGGCCGCGGUGGCGACGGAUUGCACGGGCAGCAUCGCUCUGCAGCGCCUCCUCCCGCUGUGCAGUCCCGGCCAGGUGGCGGAGGUGCUGUCUGAGCUGGGCGGCGAAUCGGGGUCAGAGUUCAAGGCCGUUUCCUGCGACCAAUGCGGCGGCCAUGUCGUGGAGAGCGCCGUCAGACAGGUGUCCAGGUCAGCAGAGCCCUCUGCAACCGCCGAUGACGAGGAGGAGGAUGGCGACGACGGUGUCCUGGAAGUCCAGGUGUUGUCUUUGAGUCGAGUGGUAAGAGACAACAUCUCAGAGUUCAUCAACCACGGUCACGGCUCCUACGUGCUCCGCACACUCCUGCAUGUGCUGGCUGGCUGUGUAGGACCUCCCCGCACCGAACCACGUCCAGGAACAAAAGACCGCAACGCCCCCCCUCAGCUGACAGACUUUGAGAUCCCUACAUCGUUCUGGUACGAGCUGAAGAGCCUCACAGAGAGUCUAAUGGACAAUGUAAAAGUAAGCAUCGCCGGCUCUGUUGCCAGCGCCGUGUUCCAGACCAUGUUGACCGUGUGCCACAGGAAACGACCCAAACUCUGCAAGCAGCUCCUGAGGCGCACGGCCGUGUACUUGACGAGUUGCUCCGCUGCUCCCGGUGUCAGUCCCCUUCUGGUUUUUCUCAAAGACCAAGCCGCCAGUCGCCUCAUCGAGACCGUCGUUCAGCUGUCGCCCAAGUCCCUCCUCUGUGACCUUUACAAGAACCACCUCAAGGGUCAGCUGGUCGACCUCGCCCUCCAUCCAAUCGGUAACUUCCCCAUACAGAGGCUGACCGCCGUCACGGCCAAAACCAAGCUGUUUGUCAGCUUGUUCGACGAGCUGCUCGAAGGCGUGGAGGCCAUCUUGGCAUCAGGUCACAUGGGUGUGAUCGUGCAACUGGCAGAAAGUUGCGCAGAAAGUGGAGAAAGACAGGAAGAAUUAAUGCAGUGUCUACUCAAUGCAUUCCACUGUGCAGAGCCCGGCUCUCGGCAUGUCUACUGCCUCCCUCUCUUCAUGUCCCUUCUCACCUAUGAAGUGUACUACCACUCUGACACAGCAGAGGGCAGUACACAGACCCAGGUCCCUCUGUCCUCCAUCUGUUACCAUGGCUCCCGACUGGUGCAGGCGCUCACCAGGUUCAAGGAGCGCUCCCACCUCCUCAGCAGUCUACGUGCGCUGACCCCGGAGGACCUCCUGACCAUGGCGUGUGACCCGUCUGGCAGCCACGUCCUCCAAGCUCUCAUCACCACAUCCAGCGACAAGGGGCGGGGGAAGAUCCUCAGGAGGCUGGAGGGUUUGUACGUGCGGAUGGCGUGCUCCAGGUUGGGCAGUCGAUUGCUGGAGGCCAUAUGGAGCAAUGCCUCAGUCAGUCACAGACAAAGUAUCGCACAGGAGCUUGCGCCGGGCGAAAUCCAGCUGAGGUCGGACCAAUUUGCCCGCCACGUGUGGGGGAAAUUCGCACUCUCACACUUUAUUCACCGCCGAGCCGUCUGGCAGGAAAUCCAAACCGGCGAGUCCAAGAAGCGCAAACUUUUCAAUGAUAUUCUGGAGUAGAACUAAAAAGGCCUUUCAGUACGUUUUUAUUACAUUUGAUUAUGACCACCGUGUAAAUUCCAAUAUUAACCUCUUAAGGCCCAAGCUGUUUGUUUACAUGUUUUUUUUGCUAUUUGGGCUUAUUGGACCCUUAUUAGAAUAAAAACAAAAAAUAAUUUUUUGAUAUGAUGUACUUAGUCCAUAAGUACAUAAAUGUGUACUUAAUGUUUAGUGACAUUCUAAUUCUUAUUUUUACACUAUUUUUUUCCAAAUUCCAUUUUAUGUUAUACUCCUCUGACACCACCAGAUGGCAGUAUAAGUGUCCACAUAAGUGGCCAUAAGACCCCAAUUCAGUAGUGUACACAAUUUUGGAAAUAAAAGCUAAAAGGUGCUGUCCCCGCAUGUGGCUACUAAGCCUUUAGAGGUUAAAGAAGAUAACAUUGUAUCGAUAUUGGAAUGUAUCUUCCUAUGUUAGACAGAACAAACACCACUAAUAAGAGCAGGAAUAAAACUCAGACUUACUAAA